AUGGCGCUGUGCUCUCACUGCGACCUUAAAUGCGACCUAGCUGUUGAGUGCAGUGGAGGACAGGAGCUGCAGCAGUGUGGAUCCUCCUGCAGGUCCACCUGCAGGUCGCUGUCGGACCCCAUCCAGGGCUGCGACGACGAGUGUGUGGAGGGCUGCAACUGUCCACAAGGACUGUACCUUGACGAAGAUGACAACUGUGUGCUGCCGUCGGAGUGCCCCUGUUACCACCACGGAGAACUCUACAGGCCGAAUGAAGCCAUCCAUAGGAAGGGAUCAACAUGCUAUUGCCAGGAUGGUGUAAUGGAGUGCUAUGAUUCCUCCGUCCAACCAACGGAAGACACGGCUGUGGGAGGACUGCCCAAUCGGGAGGGUCGCUUUGCAAGAUGUAUGCCGCCACUCUUCUUCUUCAGUUGUUACGCCAACCCUGGCUCCAAAGGCACAGAGUGCAGACCGACAUGUCAGAACAUGCACAUCAUCGACCAGUGCAUCUCCAACCAGUGUAUCUCGGGAUGUAUGUGUCCAGGGGGUUUGGUGCAAGACGGUUAUGAGUGCGUCCUGCCCUACGAGUGUCCUUGUCACCACAACGGACAAAGCUAUCAAUCCGGAGAAACCAUCCAAAUGGACUGCAAUCAAUGUACAUGUCAGGGUGGAGACUGGCAGUGCACCACACACGGCUGCACUGGAACCUGCACCGCGUAUGGGGACUCGCACUACAUCACAUUCGAUGGGUACCGCUAUCAGUUCUAUGGAUCCUGUGCUUACGAACUCGCUACGGACUUCUGCGGCGGGGCUGAAGGAACCUUCCGCGUGCAGGUACAGAACGAGCGGUGCGGCUUGUGGGGGGCGACCUGCAUCAAGUCCAUCACCAUCACCUUACAAACCGUGCAGAUCAUUUUCUACAAGGACCGACCAGGGGAACCUGAGGUUCGUCCGCUCCCGGGGAUACACGACCCAUGCGUCAGUGUGGUGUACAACUUUAGACGAAUUGGAUUUUUCCUCAUCCUGACAACUGAACAUGGCCUGACGGUGAUGUGGGACCUCGGAACCCGUGUGUACGUCAAACUGUCCCCGGAGUUCAGAGGAAACGUGUGUGGUCUGUGUGGAAACUUUGACGGGAACCAGGCGAAUGACUUCACUACCAGGGCACUGGACGUCGCCGUACAGCCUGAGGAGUUUGCAUCAAGUUGGCAGGUGAACCCGUUGUGCCUCACAACCCUCGACAACAAGGAUGACCAGAAUAACACGGCGUUAUGGCUCAGUCCGUGCCUCAUCAACCACCACCGCGUCCCCUGGGCACGGCGACAGUGUGCCAUCAUACACGCAUCUGUCUUUCAGCCAUGCCAUGCUACGAUUGACCCCCAGCCGUGGUACGACGCCUGCGUUGAUGACACCUGUUCAUGUGACAUGGGAGGGGACUGUGAGUGCUUCUGUACCGCUGUGGCUGCAUACGCACACGCCUGCGGUGAAGCUGGCAUUCCCAUCCGAUGGCGAACUCCGGAGCUGUGUCCUACACAGUGCGAGGACUACAAUGCAGAGGAAGUUGAUUGUGUCUGGCACUACCAUCCAUGCGGCCGGCCAUGUGAGGAAACCUGUCAGAACCAAGAAUGGUCCCAAUGCACCCUUCCGUGUCUGGCGGGUUGUCACCCUACUUGUCCAAAUGGCACUUUGUUGAAUGAGUACACACGAGAGUGUGUUGAAGUCUGUCCUACAUCAUUGCCAGUGAUAGUGCCCUCGUGUACAACCACCCCUGUCCCUACAACUUUGGUUACAACAGCUGUCUCAGAAACUACAACUGUCGUUACACAGACCACACCUGUCACACAAACAACACCAGUAAGUGAGGUAACAAGCACCACACCAGGCACCACGACAGGCACCACGCCAGGCACCACGACAGGCACCACACCAGGCACCACACCAGGCACCACGACAGGAACCACACCCACACGGACACCAGAAGGCACCACUACCACAGUCCCACCAUCGACAGUUCCUCCUUGCUGCGAAUGGUCCGAAUGGAUGAAUUCCGAUAAUAUUAUCGACACGACUGACAAUGAAACAUAUCCUCACCUGAGGGAGCAUUACUACAGUUUUUGCCAGCAGCCAGAUGCCAUUCAGUGUAGAACUGUGGAUGUUAAUUCCGAAGGUCAGCAUCUCGACGUUGCCCAAGCCGGGCAGGUGGGUGUGGUAUGCGACGCUUCAGUCGGACUGCUUUGUCUCGGUGAACUGCAGCUUCAGACGCACGUCCCAGUCUGCUUUGACUACGAAGUGCGAGUGCUAUGCUGUGAUCUUUGUACAACUACCGGAGUACCGACAACCACAGGUCCGGGCACCACAAUUAUCGUCUCAACAGAAAGCACCACACUCACAGGACCAACAGAAAGCACUACACCUGUCGUCUCAACAGAGGUUACCACACCAACCUCAACAUGCCCACCAUGUUAUUUUCAUGGCAAUAUAUAUCCGAGUGGAGAAUGGUGGACCUACGCCUGUAAAGAAUGCACCUGCGAGUGUGGACAAGUUGUGUGCCAGCCAGUACAAUGCCCACCGGUGACAGUACCCACGUGUGUAAACGGAGCCCAACCUGAAGAAGUGAUGGAUCCCUACAACCCCUGCUGCUGGAUCUGGCAAUGCCCAGGAACCACCACACCUACAGAGACAUCGACAACAGGAACAAUCACACCUGUCGUCUCAACAGAAGGCACCACACCAACCUCAACAUGCCCACCAUGUUAUUUUCAUGGCAAUGUUUAUCCGAGUGGAGAAUGGUGGACCUACGCAUGUAAAGAAUGCACCUGCGAGUGUGGACAAGUUGUGUGCCAGCCAGUACAAUGCCCACCGGUGACAGUACCCACGUGUGAAAACGGAGCUGUACCUGAAGAAGUGGAAGAUCCUAACAACCCCUGCUGCAAGAUCUGGCAAUGCCCAGAGGGCACCACACCUACAGAACCUGUGACACCGGGAAGCACCACACCUACAGAGCCUGUGACACCGGGAAGCACCACACCUACAAAGCCAGUGACACCGGGAAGCACCACACCUACCGAGCCUGUGACACCAGGAACAACAACAACAACAGGAGGUCCAAUAGACACAACAACCCCAACAUGCCCACCAUGUUAUUUUCAUGGCAAUGUUUAUCCGAGUGGAGAAUGGUGGACCUACGCAUGUAAAGAAUGCACCUGCGAGUGUGGACAAGUUGUGUGCCAGCCAGUACAAUGCCCACCGGUGACAGUACCCACGUGUGAAAACGGAGCUGUACCUGAGGAAGUGGAAGAUCCUAACAACCCCUGCUGCAAGAUCUGGCAAUGCCCAGAGGGCACCACACCUACAGAGUCUGUGACACCGGGAAGCACCACACCUACCGAGCCUGUGACACCGGGAAGCACCACACCUACAGAGCCUGUGACACCGGGAAGCACCACACCUACCGAGCCAGUGACACCGGGAAGCACCACACCUACAGAGCCUGUGACACCGGGAAGCACCACACCUACCGAGCCUGUGACACCGGGAAGCACCACACCUACAGAGCCAGUGACACCAGGAACAACAACAACAGGAGGUCCAAUAGACACAACAACCCCAACAUGCCCACCAUGUUAUUUUCAUGGUAAUGCUUAUCCGAGUGGAGAAUGGUGGACCUACGCAUGCAAAGAAUGCACCUGCGAGUGUGGACAAGUUGUGUGCCAGCCAGUACAAUGCCCACCGGUGACAGUACCCACGUGUGAAAACGGAGCUGUACUUGAAGAAGAGGAAGAUCCUAACAAUCCCUGCUGCAAGAUCUGGCAAUGCACAGGCCCCCCCUCCCCAGUCCCGACAACUACAGGUUCGGGCCCGGGCACCACAACUGUCGUCUCAACAGAAGGCACCACAACUGUCGUCUCAACAGAAGGCACCACACCAACCCCAACCCCAACAUGCCCACCAUGUUAUGUUAAUGGAAAUGUAAUUCCGAGUGGAGAAUGGUGGACCAACACUAUCACCGCCUGUACUGAAUGCACCUGCUUGUGUGGACAAGUUCAGUGCCAGCCAAUAAAAUGCCCGCCAGUGACAGUACCCGAGUGUGUCAACGGAGCGGAACCUGAAUACGUGGAGGAUCCUGACAACCCCUGCUGCAGGAUCUGGCAAUGCCCAUGCGAUUGCUUCCUCUACGGAGAGCCCCAUUACUCAACCUGUGACGGCAGGAGAUUCUCUCACCAAGGGAACUGCACGUACCUGAUGGCAAGUCCAAUCGGUUCCGACGAGUUUGAGAUUUGGGCUCAGAACUUCCCCUGCAGCGGUGCUAAGGCAGGAGUGGCAACUUGCACCAGAAGCGUGACUGUGUUAUAUGGAGGGUUCGAGGUGGAGCUGGGCAGGACAGGAUGGGUUAUAGUGAAUGGCCAACCAAUGAGGCCCCCUGUGACCGUCGGUGGAAUGACCAUCACCCGACAUGGCUACCACACCAUGCGCGUUGUCAUAGACGCACUUGGUGUGAUAGUCAACUACAUUGAGCUGAACUACAUCGCCUCUAUCUAUAUCCCGCCCGAGUUCUUCGAAGACAUCGAGGGUCUCUGUGGUUUCUAUGACAACGACCAAUCAAAUGACUUCACACUGACGAAUGGAACCGUGACGACCGACACUGAAGAGUUCGGCUAUGAUUGGCUGGUUGAUAGUGAACUCGAGGACUGUUACACCAACGAAACAGUUUGCGUACUCGGAAACGUCACAACGCCAUGCGACACCCUGGCAACCGACGUAUUUGAGCCUUGUCACGACCUGGUUGACUACCACCAGUACCUAGAGGAUUGCGAGUUCGACGUGUGUUUCGAGACGUCCCCAUGUUUCACCAUCACUGCCUACGCCAUGGCAUGUCUGGCGCAAGGCGUGUGCAUAGACUGGAGGGACCUCGUACCAGAGUGCCCAUCCCAAUGUCCGCCGGACCGAAUCUACACCCCCUGCGGAACCACCUGCCCCGUCACCUGCCAGGACCAAACUGUCUCCUGCGGCAGCGGCUUCAUGGAGGACUGCGCGUGUCCGGACGGCUUUGUGUUGGAUGUGACGACAGGAGACUGUAUUCUCAGUACGGACUGCGCUUGUGUGGAUCACAACAACGUCCCACAUCAGCCCGGAGAGUCCUGGAACGAGGGGCCCUGUCGUGUCUGCACGUGUGAGGAGACGUCCAGUGGGGAUUACAUCGAGACUUGCCAUGACAUCACCACAUGUCCGACUUCCUGUCCCCCGUGUCACACCCUGGUGAACAGUCCAGGGACGUGUUGUGGCGAGUGCGUCCCGACUUCGUGUUGUGAGGUAACCAGCGACGGCAGCGUCAUCGACCAUGCUGUCAACUCGACCUGGUCUCCAGGGGACGAUGCAUGUGAAAUAUGUGAGUGUCGGGAGCUGGCUACCACGGGAGAGGCGUUCGAGGUCUGCUCCACCAUCCACUGCCCUAACCCUGGACCCACACACUGUGAUGAGGGGUACCUUGUGACCGAGCCGACAGAUGACGGAUGCUGCAACAUCUCACGCUGUGUACCACCACCACACAGCACCUGUUACCGGUACGAGAACCAGACGCAGCUGACCGUGAACGACUGCACCAGUUCAGGACCAGUCACCAUCUCCUGGUGCGAGGGAAGGUGCCCCAGCGGGUAUCACUAUGAUCAUGAGAGCAACUCAUAUGAGCAGGAGUGUGUGUGCUGCGGCCCGGACAUGACGGAAACGAUUCCGGUGGAACUUGGCUGCAGCGACGGCACGUGGCAGACCUACUACCACACCUACGUGGUCAGUUGCGACUGUAGCGUGACAUGUCAUUAAAGAGCAACGGACCGAAUGUACCCAAGAUGGGGGUGUGCCUGCAUUUUGAGCCUGCUUGCUUUUUCAAGAAGCGUUUGCUGGCCUUUGCUGCUUCACUUAGAUUUUCCGAACAAAGUCGCCAAUUUUCUUCAGAAUUUGUUUUGCCAAUAUCAUCAGAUAACCUUAUCAGUUGUAUUCUUAUUGUCCUUUGUGUGUGUAUGCAAAUAAAAGUACAAAAUAUUAAUAAAAAUAGUCCUACAUG
Molecule: messenger RNA, 6037 nt
Organism: Branchiostoma floridae (Florida lancelet)
Lineage: Eukaryota; Metazoa; Chordata; Leptocardii; Amphioxiformes; Branchiostomatidae
Product: mucin-5AC-like
Exons: 35
Coding region: 1-5796 (1931 amino acids)
Cellular component (GO): extracellular matrix
Molecular function (GO): protein binding
Source: RefSeq, a predicted model, not a curated record